ACAAACAAAAGAAAAGGAAAAAAUAUUCUAGAAGCAUCUUAUCUUUUGCAGAAAACCCCUCCUCUUGAACCUUCUAGGGUUUUGUUAUCCUCUUCUUACCUACUCUCUCUAUAUUUCCACCAAUCCAACACCACACACACACACUCACUACUCCACUUGAGCAACCAAAAAAAAACUUCUUUUUGACUCCUAAUUCAGGAUUAUAAAGAAAUGGCAACCACUCAGUUGACAGCAUCAUCUAUUUCUGGGAAUGGAUUUGCAUCAUUUGAAGGGCUUAGGUCUAGUGGUUUUGUAAAGGUUGCAUCUUUUGCUACUUUGAAGCAGAAUAACAGGUCUUUUCGUGGUCUUUUUGUCAAGGCUGCAACUACUGUCGCUCCUAAGUACACUUCGCUUAAGCCUUUGGGCGACAGAGUGUUGGUAAAGAUUAAGACCGCGGAGGAGAAGAGUGUAGGUGGUAUCCUACUUCCAGUAUCAGCCCAGUCGAAACCAAAUGGAGGUGAGGUGGUUGCUGUUGGGGAGGGUCAUUCAGCUGGCAAGACUAAAGUGGACAUUAGCGUGAAGACUGGUGCCCAAGUCAUCUACUCAAAGUACGCGGGAACAGAGGUAGAGUUUGAUGGAUCAAAGCACCUCAUUCUCAAAGAGGAUGAUAUUGUUGGUGUUCUUGAGACAGAUGAUGUCAAGGAUCUCCAGCCAUUGAAUGACAGAGUCUUAAUCAAGGUUGACGUGGCUGAAGAAAAAACCGCUGGAGGCUUACUGUUGACUGAGGCAGCAAAGGAGAAGCCUUCAAUUGGAACGAUUAUAGCGGUUGGACCUGGUUCUCUUGAUGAGGAAGGCACCAGGAAACCACUUCCAGUAUCCCAAGGAAAUACAGUUCUCUACUCCAAAUACGCGGGCAAUGAAUUCAAAGGUGCUGAUGGUUCUGAUUACAUUGUGCUCAGGGCGUCCGAUGUAAUGGCUGUGCUAUCUUAGUUGGACUAUCAAGUUGUUCCGUGCCAAAAUUCUCAGUAAGAUCUAGGAAGGAGGAAGCUGCAUUUAACUGAGUCGGGAGCAAAGCGCUCUACAAAUUAAUGAUUAAUUUUAAGUGUAGAAUAAUUUUCUGAACGCAUUUCUGUUCUUGAUUUAAGGAAUUACCCUUUUGGGAA
Lycium ferocissimum is the source of this 1142-nucleotide messenger RNA. RefSeq names its product 20 kDa chaperonin, chloroplastic-like. Lineage: Eukaryota; Viridiplantae; Streptophyta; Magnoliopsida; Solanales; Solanaceae. The coding region runs from base 211 to 969 and encodes 252 amino acids. Gene Ontology annotation, cellular component: chloroplast; mitochondrial matrix. The record is from RefSeq and is a predicted model, not a curated record. Gene Ontology annotation, molecular function: ATP binding; protein-folding chaperone binding; transition metal ion binding. Gene Ontology annotation, biological process: positive regulation of superoxide dismutase activity. The transcript is spliced from 6 exons.